This is a messenger RNA of Phascolarctos cinereus (koala), 3058 nucleotides long. It is a transcript of the gene FOXC2, whose product is annotated as forkhead box C2. Gene Ontology annotation, biological process: anatomical structure morphogenesis; cell differentiation; regulation of transcription by RNA polymerase II. Gene Ontology annotation, molecular function: DNA-binding transcription factor activity, RNA polymerase II-specific; RNA polymerase II cis-regulatory region sequence-specific DNA binding. The record is from RefSeq and is a predicted model, not a curated record. Lineage: Eukaryota; Metazoa; Chordata; Mammalia; Diprotodontia; Phascolarctidae.
GUGGCCAAAGGAAAGUAAAAACUGGCUUUGAGCAAGAAGAGUUUUGAAAACUUUCCCAAACCCUAAAAAGGGAGUUUGAUUUUUUCGGACUCGCAGGCUCCUCGCAGAUAGACGCACUGGACACAGACGGACAGACGGCCUCCGUUCGCGAGCUGCCUUGAUUUCUCGAAAACUGGGGGUUCUUUUCCGCGAGAGUUUUAAAUUCUUCUCCCACUCCUCACCCCAUUCCCCCGCCCCGUCCUGCCUUUUGGCUUUUUUUUUUCCCCUUCUCUCCUCCCCUUCUCCUUCCUACAAGCCAGCGGACUCCAGGCUGCGACCCUCCCGGCAAAUAGUCCCAGAGCUCUAGAUUUCCGUGAACCAAACCAGACCUAAAUCUAUUUCGAUUUGGUCGGCGCUCCUCUUUGGGUCACUCCAAAGGAUGCUGAUUCUUCGCUGCGGGGGCCUCUGAAAGAGUUCCGCUUGGAUUUGGGCGGCGUGUGCCCGAGGCUCGGUCUCCCCAGACCCGCCAGUGCUCUCCGCAGACCGUCUCCGCGGCUCUCGCACCGACGCUUUGGGCUCCCCAGCCUCCUCUGGGGCUCUCUCGCCCCCUCCCCUGCCCCCCUCCCCCCUGCCCCUGCCCGCAGUCCCUGUGCCGCCGGCGGGGGAGCAGUCUUCCAGGAUGCAGGCUCGCUACCCCGUGUCGGCGGAUCCCAAUGCCCUGGGAGUAGUGCCGUACUUGAGCGAGCAGAAUUACUAUCGGGCUGCGGGUACCUAUGGCAGCAUGGCUAGCCCCAUGAGUGUCUACUCGGGCCACCCGGACCAGUACGGGGCGGGCGUGGGCCGCUCCUACGGGCCUUACCACCACCACCAGCCCACGGCGCCCAAGGACCUGGUGAAACCGCCCUAUAGCUACAUCGCUCUCAUUACCAUGGCCAUCCAGAACGCACCAGAGAAGAAGAUCACCCUGAAUGGCAUUUAUCAGUUCAUUAUGGACCGCUUCCCUUUCUACCGGGAGAACAAACAGGGUUGGCAGAACAGCAUCCGUCACAAUCUCUCGCUCAACGAAUGCUUCGUGAAAGUGCCCCGGGACGACAAGAAGCCGGGCAAGGGCAGCUACUGGACCCUGGACCCGGACUCCUACAACAUGUUUGAGAACGGCAGCUUCCUACGGCGGCGGCGGCGCUUCAAAAAGAAGGACGUGCCCAAGGAGAAGGAGGACCGGGGGCACCUCAAGGAACCGCCUCCCCAAGCGCCCAAAGGCCCCGCUGCCCAUGCCGGAGCCCCUCUUUCCAGCUCCGACACCCCCAAGGAGGUCGAGAAGAAGGUGGUGAUUAAAAGCGAGGCCUCGUCGCCCGACCUGCCCGUCAUCACCAAGGUGGAGACUCUGAGCCCGGAGAGUGGCAGCGCGCUUCGGGACAGCCCCCGCAGCGUGGCCUCCACGCCAUCAGGCUCCACCGAGGGCUCGCUGCCCGACCACCAUCCGUCGGGCAACGGGCUUUCGGGCUUCAGCGUAGAAAACAUCAUGACCCUGAGAACUUCGCCCCCAGGCGGGGACCUGAGCCCGGUGUCCGGCAGGACGGGACUGGUGGUAUCCUCGCUAGCGCUGCCCUACGGUCAGGCGCCUCCGGCAGCCUACAGCCAGUCCUGUCCCCAGGGCGUGGACACAGGCGGGAGCUACCAGUGCAGCAUGCGGGCCAUGAGCCUCUACACCGGAGCGGAGAGGCCGUCGCCCAUGUGCGGUCCGGCAGUCUUGGAGGAGGCCAUGUCUGACCACCCCAACGGCACCACGUCGCCCCUAAGCACACUGGGCCUCGCGGCUAGCCAGGAGGGCGCGCUAGCCGGCUCUGGCCACCACCACCCCCAGCACCACCCUCACCACGGGCACCCGCAGCCGCCACCGCCACCGCCGCCUCCACCACCACCUCAGCAACCCCCGCCCCAGACUGGCGCGGCCGCAAGUCAGGCAGCCUCUUGGUAUCUGAACCACAGCGGGGAACUGAACCACCUUCCCGGUCACACGUUUGCAGCCCAGCAGCAGACUUUCCCCAACGUCCGGGAGAUGUUCAACUCCCAUCGGCUGGGAAUCGAGAGUUCGGCCCUAGGCGAGCACCAGGUGAGCAGCAACACGAGCUGUCAGCUCCCAUAUCGAUCCACGCCCUCUAUAUACCGCCACACCAACCCCUAUUCCUAUGACUGCACUAAAUACUGAGUCCCCGAACCCUCAGCCCGCCUCGAUGGCUCCCCACCCCCCAACAUUCCCAGCAGGUGGCUUUUACAAACUCUUAAGGCUGCAGAGACGAACAAUAUUUGGACAAACUUACCAGCGGACCCGAGAGCAGAGAGCCCUCUGAGACUUGUGCAGGUAACUUUAAAUUGCUGUCCCAGUUUCUGGGAUUCCAGACCAGCCAAUUCAACUUGCCAAAGACAAACAAUUAACCCAAAUGAACCAAUUUUAUAUUUAAAAAAAAUCAGCCCUCCCGCCUUUUAAGCAGAAUGGCUUCAUUAUGCUCAAUUCUGUGGUCUCAGAAAGUAAGUUACGGACCAAUACCUUAGCGAUCGUUAUACGACUUUUCUCUACACCCGUACAUUGCUCUAUGUGCGAGUAUAUAGAGUAUAUGCGUAUGUAUAUGCUGUGUCCUUUUACGUUCUCUUACUGUGCUGUAAAGUGUGUGGAAUUCUAAUCAGGCUAACUCAGAGCCAUUAAUAUAAUAUUUAAAGUUGAGUUCACUGGAUUUUUUAAAUGUCCCCCAACAAUCUCUAACUGCCCAGUCGAAUACAAGUGAUUUGUACUUUUGUUGUUGUUCAAUUAUGCAAUAGACUUUCUUUCCACUUAGGGUUCUUCUCAUAGAACAAGGAAAUAAUUUAUUUUUUGUUGGUGGAGAAAGAAGUCAAGCAUAUGGUCAUUUUUAUUUACAAAGUGCGAUGUUUUAUACAGUAGAUUCGACCCUGAGCAUUCCUGAAAAAAAAACCACCCUAAUUUUAAAAAAUAUAUAUACAUAUAUAUAUUUUUUUGCUUCACCUUUGUUUGUCUGAUGUGGUCUUGACUGUUGUACUUACUUUAAAAUAAAUCCAUGUUGUU